AUGCCAGACUCAACCCCCUCCGACGACGCCAUCUCAGCGAACCGCUCCACCCUCCGCGAGUUUCUCGCUUCCCUAUCCACAAUUCGAGGCGACCUCUCCACAAUCACCGCACCACCCUUUGUCCUCGACACAAAAUCCACCGUCGAGCUCCCGCAAUACUGGGCAGAGCACCUUGACUCUUUCGUCGCCCCAGCGCAAAGCAAUGACCCAGGAGAACGUAUGCUUCGCGUCCUCAAGUGGUGGCUCUCAAGUCUACGCGGCCAGCAGUACGCCGGACGAGACCCGAACAGUGGCGUGAAGAAGCCGCUGAACGCCGUGCUAGGGGAGUGUUUCGUCGGCUGGUGGGAUUCGGAGGAUCGCGAUCAGGGGAUUGGAAGGACGCAUCUCGUGUCGGAACAGGUCUCGCAUCAUCCUCCGGUGACGGCCUGCAGGGUGUGGAAUGAUGAGCUAGGUGUUGAGGCUGAGGGAUUUACGAGACAGGAGAUCACUUUCAGUAUGAGCAGUGGUAGCGUCAACAUCGCGCAAAUGGGGUAUGCUCUGUUCAAGUUACGGAAGGUUCCCGGCGGAAAUGGGCAGGGAAAUGAUGAAGGUGAGGUGUACCUUAUCCCGCUGCCAGACGUGCGAGUCAAGGGCGUUCUAUCUGGCACGCCAUAUCCUGAGCUGGGUGGUUCUUACCAUAUUCCGUCAACAAGUGGAUGGGGAGCAGAAGUGGAGUUCUCGGGUAAGGGAUUUUUGGGAAUCGGUGGUGGCAAGAGCGGGAAGAAUGGGUUCGAAGCGAAAGUUUUCCAGCAUUCAGAGGCGUCUUCACACGGUUCCGGCACACCCGUUUGGACGAUAAGUGGCAACUGGGACAGCAGCUUCACAAUCAAGGACAAGAGCGGACAUGUCCUUGAAGAGGUGGACGUGGCAGCUAUGCCUACAGCAGAUCUACAACUUGUCCCAGAAGAGAAAAUGGAUCCCUACGAGACACGUCAGGUCUGGAAGGAUGUACGGAAAGCUUUGAACAAGGGAGACAUGCAGGGCACGAGCAGUGCUAAGAACAUUGUCGAGCAAGGCCAGAGAGACAUGCGGAAGCAGGAGGAACAGGAGGGAAAGACGUGGCAGAGGUUAUUCUUCUCUGAUGUCGGUGAAGAUGUUGUGGCAGAAAAGCUCAGAAGCAGUAUCGGCACCAAAUUGGACAAAGAGCAGACCGUGGGCAUAUGGAAAUUUAAUUCCCUGGCGUGGGACGAGAAGCAGAGGCCUUGGAGGGGCGGACUGAGACCAGACAACACGUCGUCUUCCGCUCAGCAGCCGAGUUCGGCUAAGCGAGAGAGCCAAGUCAACGGUGUCGCAGCAGUGCAGCCGCAUGGCCAUGACCGGACGUCGGAUUCAGCCGAACGUAGAACGUCUGCUGCGACCGGGAUGUCAAGCGAGGCAGGCGCAAUCAACGGCCAUACCCCAGCGACUUCUGCAGAUAAGGUGGACUCACAAUUGCAGGGCAAAGACCGACGGAGCGAAGUCCAAGAUGAUGAAUUGGCGAACGGAGUGGACGACAUGUCAUUGAGAGAACAGACAGCUGUGGAAGAAUUCAUCAGAGCUCAGUAUUCGUCUCGAUCGAAACGACAUUCGGGUCACCGAAAAGGAUGA
Molecule: messenger RNA, 1626 nt
Organism: Cyphellophora attinorum
Lineage: Eukaryota; Fungi; Ascomycota; Eurotiomycetes; Chaetothyriales; Cyphellophoraceae
Product: Protein kes1
Exons: 1
Coding region: 1-1626 (541 amino acids)
Biological process (GO): endocytosis; maintenance of cell polarity; piecemeal microautophagy of the nucleus
Cellular component (GO): intracellular membrane-bounded organelle; membrane; cytosol
Molecular function (GO): oxysterol binding
Source: RefSeq, a predicted model, not a curated record